This is a messenger RNA of Perca fluviatilis (European perch), 2399 nucleotides long. It is a transcript of the gene clk2b, whose product is annotated as CDC-like kinase 2b. Gene Ontology annotation, molecular function: ATP binding; protein tyrosine kinase activity. The coding region runs from base 412 to 1581 and encodes 389 amino acids. Gene Ontology annotation, cellular component: nucleus. Gene Ontology annotation, biological process: regulation of RNA splicing; protein phosphorylation. The transcript is spliced from 11 exons. The record is from RefSeq and is a predicted model, not a curated record. Lineage: Eukaryota; Metazoa; Chordata; Actinopteri; Perciformes; Percidae.
CUCUCUAUCUGUCCUCUUCUCUUCGUCUCAAUCAAUCCGUCACUUUGUUUUUGUCGUGUGCUUUCUUGUUCACUUGUGUUUGAUUUCUGCUUUUCUUUAUUCCUCUUAAGCUAUUUUUUCUUCUGUCAGUUUUGUGGCUAGUUGUGUCUCACCUUCACUUCUGGUUUCCACUGGCAACGUUGCUAUAUUUGACUUUGUCACAACUUCAUGUCCCGUAGUUUUUUCUGUGCCACUGCUUUAAUAUAGUUUUGACCGUCCUUUGUGCUUUUUUCUCUCCGCAACUCCUAGUCGUCUAGUUUUGCUGCUUUUGCUUCACCUGCCUCUCUCCUUCACCGUAACCCCCAUCCAUCUUCUUCUCUUCUCUUCCACUCAAUCUCUUCUCAUCUCUGAGGAACUCUGCACUUCUGCAUCAUGGGAAAGACAGAGCUGUGCUCUCUCUACAAGGGUUUUCUGGACUGUAUUUGCCUCUGCCUCUCUCGGAGCAGCAAUGAGGCUGCAGGCGACAAUGAGAGGGACACUGAGAAUGGCCACCUGAUCUACAAAAGCGGGGACAUCCUCAAAGACAGAUAUGAGAUAAUUGACACUUUAGGUGAGGGAACCUUUGGGAAGGUGGUGCAAUGUUUGGACCACAGCAGAGGAGGAGGUGGAAUUGCUCUGAAGAUCAUUAAGAACUUGGAUAAAUAUAGAGAAGCAGCCAAACUGGAAAUCAAUGUUCUGGAGAAGAUCAGCGAAAGAGAUCCAGAUAACAGACAUCACUGUGUGCAGAUGCUGGACUGGUUUAACUACUACGGCCACGUGUGCAUCACUUUUGAGCUGCUGUCUCUCAGCACCUUUGACUUCUUGAAAGCAAACAACUUCCUGCCUUAUCCCGUUAACCAGAUCCGACACAUGGCCCACCAGAUCUGCGACGCUGUCAGCUUUCUCCAUGACAACAAGCUGACUCACACAGACCUGAAGCCUGAGAACAUCCUCUUUGUCAACUCAGGCUACUCCCUCGUAUACAACGCUGAGAAGAAGUGCAAUGAGCGGAGAAUAAAUGACACCACAGUGCGGCUUGUCGACUUUGGCAGCGCUACUUUUGACCACGAACACCACUCUGCCCUCAUCUCUACACGGCACUACCGAGCUCCAGAGAUCAUACUGGAGUUGGGUUGGAGUCACCCAUGUGAUGUGUGGAGUAUCGGCUGCAUCCUGUUUGAAUACUACGCAGGCUUCACACUGUACCAGACUCAUGACAAUAAGGAGCAUCUUGCUAUGAUGGAGAGCAUACAGGGACCAGUUCCUCAGAGAAUGAUUCAAACGAGCAGAAAGCAAAAGUAUUUCCACCGUGGGCGUCUCGACUGGAAUCAGUGGUCCAAGGCCGGACGCUACGUGAAAGCCAAGUGCAAACCAUUAAGGAAGUACUUGUUAUCUCACGGCACAGAACACCACCAGUUGUUUUACCUCUUAGAGAGGAUGCUGGAGUAUGAGCCCUCCACACGCAUCUCUCUUUCCUCUGCCCUGUGUCACCCCUUCUUCCUGCCUCUUCAUCAUCCAGGAAGGAGUCAAACCUGGAGGAACAGCUGUGAUUUGAGCAAAUGAACCUGAAUAGUCAACUGACUCUACGAGGACCAUACCAGUGUGUUUUCAAGUUUUAGUUUCUCAACUUCAAAUCAGAAGAAAGUAACUGAAAGAAGGGCUUAAAAAGUUAUUGUGCACAAUGUUGAAAAAAAAAAAAAGUUGAAAUGCUUUAUGUUAGAAAUCUUUGGCUUUAUGGGGGUAAUCAUGCCGUGAGCCCAACAGGAAUAUUCCCCCGAUGCAGUCGAGACCAGGGUGGUGGUGAAAGAGUGAAGAACAAUAGCUGAAGAUUUGGAUGCAUGUGAUCUGGAGCAAGUUUUCGAGAGAGCUCAGUGGAAGAACUCAUGGGACAGCUGGUUCUGAUGACAUGGGGUCGAGGUGGGUCAUGUCAAUCAGACACUGAAAUAACCGAAAGGAAGAUUUGUUUGACACCAACAAGCUAAUUUGUGACACCCUCAGUCAGCUGAUUGAGUUCUAAGUGGGAAAGAAAUAUCUGACUCUUUAAGUGCUAAAUGCUUCUUUACGUUCACAUUUAUUUAGCAUUGGUGCUGAGCGGUGCAGGUGGUGCACAGUCGGCUGAAAACGACACUGAUAAAAGUGGUGAGAGUGAAACAAAACAGUUGAGAAAACAACGAGCUGAAAGACGCUGGAACUUUAUAAAGCUAAGGGGAACUGCAACUCACAAUACUGCUGAGGGUGGCCAGUGCUCCUGUAAUAUUAAGCCUCUGGCCCCCCCAAACGGUGGCAAGUAUUUUUAUAAAAUCUUUCAAUCCCACCUUUAUCCCCAAAGAAGGGGAUAUUAUUCAUGUGCAUUGAUAAAUAAAAUGUAGGUUACCACUCAA